Molecule: messenger RNA, 1098 nt
Organism: Rattus rattus (black rat)
Lineage: Eukaryota; Metazoa; Chordata; Mammalia; Rodentia; Muridae
Gene: Plek
Product: pleckstrin
Exons: 9
Coding region: 46-1098 (350 amino acids)
Biological process (GO): intracellular signal transduction; actin cytoskeleton organization
Cellular component (GO): plasma membrane
Source: RefSeq, a predicted model, not a curated record
AGAGGUCGUGUCUGAAGAGGGGACCUGUGCGACUGUCUACCAGGCAUGGAACCAAAGCGCAUCAGGGAGGGCUACCUUGUGAAGAAGGGAAGUGUGUUUAACACCUGGAAACCCAUGUGGGUUGUACUGCUAGAAGAUGGGAUUGAGUUUUAUAAGAAGAAAAGUGACAACAACCCCAAGGGGAUGAUCCCGCUGAAAGGAAGUACUCUAACCAGCCCCUGUCAAGACUUUGGCAAACGGAUGUUCGUGUUAAAAAUCACUACAACCAAACAGCACGACCACUUCUUCCAGGCAGCCUACCUGGAGGAGAGAGAUGCUUGGGUUCGGGACAUCAAGAAAGCCAUUAAAUGCAUUGAAGGAGGCCAGAAGUUUGCAAGAAAAUCCACAAGGAGGUCCAUUCGUCUGCCAGAGACAAUUGACUUGGGGGCUUUGUAUCUGUCUAUGAAAGACCCCGAGAAAGGAAUCAAGGAACUGAAUCUGGAGAAGGACAAGAAGGUUUUUAAUCACUGCUUCACAGGUAAUGGUGUCAUUGACUGGCUGGUUUCUAACAAGCUAGUUCGGAACCGCCAGGAAGGCCUCAUGAUCUCCGCCUCCCUGCUCAGUGAAGGGUACCUGCAGCCUGCUAGCGAUCUGUCCAAGAACGCAGCAGAUGGAAUAGCUGAAAACCCUUUCCUGGACAACCCUGAUGCCUUCUACUACUUCCCAGACAGUGGAUUCUUCUGUGAGGAGAACUCCAGUGACGACGACAUCAUUCUGAAAGAAGAAUUCAGAGGCAUCAUCAUUAAGCAGGGAUGUUUACUGAAGCAGGGGCACCGGAGGAAAAACUGGAAAGUGAGGAAGUUCAUUCUGAGAGAAGACCCAGCCUACUUGCACUACUAUGACCCUGCUGGGGGUGAAGAUCCCCUGGGAGCAAUCCAUUUGAGAGGCUGUGUGGUGACUUCCGCAGAGAGCAGCCCUGAUGGUAAGAAGAGUGAUGAGGAGAACCUCUUUGAGAUCAUCACAGCAGAUGAAGUUCACUAUUACAUGCAGGCAGCCACUGCCAAGGAGCGUACUGAGUGGAUAAAAGCCAUCCAGGUGGCCUCACGGACUGGGAAGUAA